AUAUACUAUAUACGACCAGCCACCCCUCUUGUGCUAGCAUUAUAUUAUUCAUCAUCCAAUAUUCAAGAAUAAAGUCAAUUUAGAAGCAUUCUAAGGAAUUUCCAGCUCUCUUGCAUGAUUUCUCCAUAGCUUUUCACCAUGCCUACCAUUGAAGAAGAGCUUACUGUCGCCCUCAAGGCUCAGUAUGAUCUUGACAACCGACCGGAUAUCACUAACGACGCCGUCAACGAGAUCAAGAAUUCAAUCAUCUUCCAAUAUAACUGGGAAGAGUUGCUUCAGUCAGGCCCUGUUGCUCUAACAUCUAUCGGAUCCUGCUUUAUAGCUUGCACCUCGAAAGGUAGCGACCACAUCCAACUGGAUCCACUCGAAGGCAAGGAGUUCCAGUACAUCAAGCACAAGUCGCUGAAUGCCAAUCUAAUGGACUCCGCCAACUAUGGCUGUGAAGCGUUUCUCAAGGCAGAACGUAGCAUGUUGUUCGUCAAACAAGUAUCUGGUCGAGUCUCUAAAGGAGUAGCUGAUGUAGUGGACAUUCUCAUGGAUGAGCAGGCGGCCAAGACGCAGCUUGCUUCACGGCUUAUCAUGAUAAAAGUUGCAGCAGAUGAUUGCUACGAUAAAGUCAAGGAGAUUGAUGAAAAAUUUGAGCGCUGGCUUCUGCACUGUAUGGAACUUCAUGCCGCCUGCAUGCAGACGCAAUCCACCAACGCAGAGCGCCUCAGCACUACAGAGAGAAACAUGGCGGUAGCUCAGGCAUUUUUCGAUAAGAAGAAAACUACUGUUGACGAGACAAGAGAAAUCACACAGAAUUUCGCUAAGCAAGUGGAGGCGGCCACUGAGACCUUCAAGCGAGCGUCCGACGCAUAUCCCUCUGGAUGGGGAAUCCUUGGUCAGCAAAUUGUAGGCUCACUGGUGGAGACGGCUACCACCGCAGUUAGACUGACCGUCAAGGCCUUUGCCUUCGGCUUGAGUCCCGUGGCGAGUAGCGUUGAUAUGUUCCACAAUCUGGUACACGGAGGGGAAAAUGCGCCUCCAAACCCGCCAACAUCGUCUGCGCCAAAGCCGACAGAACCACCCCAUGCCGAAGACCUAGCGAAUCUUUAUAUUUUAAAGAGCAUCCCAUAUUUUGAACAACUCAAUGCCAUUUUGACCAAAGGUAAGAAUGGUGGAGUGAACUGGGCAGACGCUUCAGGCAAAGAUGGCCGGGCAGCUCAGAGCUCUUACUACGUGAAGUCUAUGCUCCAGAGUGAAUUCGACGAUUUCAGAACAGUAGCUUCGCGCAUGAAUCCAAGUCAGACGCUUCUCAGUGCCUUUGUUGUCGCACUAAAGAUUGCCACGGCGAUCCAUGAGAUCGUGGAAAAGUCUGCAAGGAUCGGCCUGAACUUCCCUGAAGCCAACUCUCAGGAAGUUAAAGACUGGCAGCAGCAGUGGCUCCCUGUUUAUUUGUCUCUCCAUAAACUAUUAGCCACGGCCCGUAGUCAGCCAGGAACAGCGGCUUCAGGUCUUCCAAUCAUGGCAGGCACCGAAGACCCUGCAAUAACCAUCGGAAAGACGAAAACCCUGACGGCGGCCCAGGCCUCUUUAGAUGCAGCCAAAUACCGCCUCAGCACAACUCAAAAACACUUGAGCGCAACUCAAGAUCUGUACCAGAAAUCCUCCCAGAAGAUGAUCGAACAACAAAAUAAACUCUCAAAGAUUCAAGCUGAUAUUAAAAGGCUAAGCACGACCACAGCGGACCUUAAUGAAGUCAAACGCAUCCUCAUCCGAGCAAUUGAACUUAUUGCCCAGAUGAAGUCGCAAAUUGCUAACCUUUGCCGCUUCUUUGGGGCGAUCGGUGCUACGGUCGACGCAGUCGUCAAGUACAAUGUGCAACCUUUCAUUGAUGAUAUCACCGCUACUACAAAUGACCCAACAGCCAGACAGUCUUCCAUUGCUGGAUACAAUUAUACCGACUUGACUCGCACAAUGAUAUACCAGGCUGUUGUCACAAUUCAAGCUUAUUUUUCUGUCUUUGCCGAUAUUGCGAGCAUGUGGAGUGAGCUGUCCCGAGAGGAUAUUAUGCCGGGACUGACAUUGGUGGAUAUGAUGUCUCUUCCACAGAAUAAUGAAGAACAGCAGCUCAAGAUGGACGAGCUACAGAAUUGGACACAAAAAGCUCAAGACCACAUAACACAGGUGGCGGCCAAGAAGAGAGCUGAGAUUAUCGAUCAGAUGGGAGUGAGAAUCAAGAAUAUUGAGGCAACUACUAAGAUGCUACCACCAGCUCCAGCGGUCGAAGCGGCAAUCGAGGAAGGUACCCAGGCAGCCGCCCAAGCGGGAGAAGAUAAAAUUACUCACAAUGAUGCUGCCUCGCCUCUGAAGCGGUUUUCAAUGAAGACUUAGCUCCUAGACUAAAUGAUGUCUUGGGAACGCCGAGAGGUGAACUUAUAUUAAUUGCCCGAUCAAGAGCUUUGUAUCAUGAAGAGUAGGACAAAAAAAUGCAUGUCUGCUGUCCAAACUGCUGGUCUCUUUCACUUGUCAAGCAAGAAUCAUGAGAGAAAAGCAAAGCUAUUCCCAUGAUACGGAGAUGAUAGUAGACUUGAUACUGCCAAAUACAUGUAACCAUGGACAUCAAAUGUACGUUUAGUACUAUCUAUCUGAAAUUCCCACUACCUCAGUUUCUGGUAGUAAAUACCUUGUAAAGUAUGAACUAAUUACAUGUAGUAAAAGAUACAGAAUACAGGAAUUGCUCUUACAUAUUCCGAAGAUGCAAUUGGAACUCGACGUAUGGAGUCGAAGUGUCUGCUAGCAUUGAACAGAUCAGGCGCUACUACUGCGCUAUAGCGGAGCGCUGCGAGCUAAUAGCGGGCGCUAAAUGCA
Molecule: messenger RNA, 2853 nt
Organism: Trichoderma harzianum CBS 226.95
Lineage: Eukaryota; Fungi; Ascomycota; Sordariomycetes; Hypocreales; Hypocreaceae
Exons: 11
Coding region: 139-2376 (745 amino acids)
Source: RefSeq, a predicted model, not a curated record